Molecule: messenger RNA, 855 nt
Organism: Mesorhabditis belari
Lineage: Eukaryota; Metazoa; Nematoda; Chromadorea; Rhabditida; Rhabditidae
Source: the annotation of a GenBank genome assembly
AUGAGCAGCGACAAAGAGAAGUUGGUCGAGGCCGAGUCGGUGAAGAAGUUCGCCUUCUUCGGAGUGGCUGUCAGCACAGUCGCCACUCUCACAGCCAUUGUCGCUGUGCCGAUGUUGUGCAUGUAUAUGCAAAAUGUGCAAUCCAACUUGCAAGACGAGAUCAACUUCUGCCGCACUCGUGCCGAGGGACUCCGCGGAGAGUACACGAAGCUCGAGCACUACCGACAGGGAGAGAAGGAACGUGAGAAACGUCAAGCCUACCAGUGCUGCUCUUGCGGAAUUGGAUCCGCUGGACCUCCUGGACAGCCUGGACAAGAUGGACAAGCUGGAAACGAUGGACGACCUGGAGCCCCUGGAAACCCUGGACCUGAUGCUCCUGAGGGACACCCUGUGCCCAAGCCCGAAGACUUCUGCUUCGAGUGCCCAGCCGGACCUGCUGGACCAACUGGACCUCAAGGACCCAAGGGACCUUCUGGAAACCCUGGAGCUACUGGAGACCAAGGACCACCUGGACGUGGAGGAUCUCAAGGAGCUCCUGGACCAGUUGGACCACCUGGAGAUGGUGGAAAAGAUGGACAACCUGGACAAGCCGGACCACCUGGACAAGUGCGCACAGUGCCUUCACCACCAGGACCCCCAGGAGCUCCUGGAGAUGCUGGAGAGAGUGGACCACCUGGACCCGAUGGACGCCCUGGAAACCCUGGAGCUGCUGGACAGCCCGGACCACAGGGAGAUGCUGGACAAGAUGGAGCUCCUGGAAACCCUGGAAACCCUGGAGAGCCAGGAAAUGCUGGAGACGCUGGACUCAAGGGCUCUUGCGAUCACUGCCCACCACCAAGAACCGCUCCCGGCUAC